Elgaria multicarinata webbii is the source of this 1201-nucleotide messenger RNA. It is a transcript of the gene EIF1, whose product is annotated as eukaryotic translation initiation factor 1. Gene Ontology annotation, biological process: translational initiation. Lineage: Eukaryota; Metazoa; Chordata; Lepidosauria; Squamata; Anguidae. Gene Ontology annotation, cellular component: eukaryotic 43S preinitiation complex. The coding region runs from base 171 to 512 and encodes 113 amino acids. Gene Ontology annotation, molecular function: RNA binding; translation initiation factor activity; ribosomal small subunit binding. The transcript has 4 exons. The record is from RefSeq and is a predicted model, not a curated record.
CUGCUGCCUUUGCCUUUUUUUAGAGUCCUCUCAGAGGCUGAAGAGCCACUGCCGUUGUUGUCCUCGCCGCCGCCUUCUCUUCCACCUCACUCCUCCUCCGUCGUCUCUCUGCCGUUUGCCGUCGCUGCUGUUGCCUCCGACCCGGGAAAGAGGGAAGCGAAGCGCGUCGUAUGUCCGCUAUCCAGAACCUCCACUCCUUCGACCCCUUUGCUGAUGCAAGUAAGGGUGAUGACUUACUUCCUGCUGGGACUGAGGACUACAUCCAUAUAAGGAUCCAGCAGAGGAACGGCAGAAAAACCCUCACCACAGUCCAAGGCAUUGCCGAUGAUUAUGAUAAAAAGAAACUGGUGAAGGCCUUCAAGAAGAAGUUUGCCUGCAAUGGUACUGUGAUUGAGCAUCCAGAAUAUGGAGAAGUGAUUCAGCUUCAAGGGGACCAGCGGAAGAACAUAUGUCAGUUCCUCAUUGAGAUUGGACUGGCUAAAGACGACCAGCUGAAAGUCCAUGGGUUUUAAGUCCCUGUGGGUCACCAAAGUUGCAAGGGACGAUACAUCCCUGCAAUGAGAAAUUCCUUGAGUCCUGCAUCACUAGUUUAAAACAAGUCAGCUUGCAUAAUGUAAUCACAUCAGGUUCCCUUUAGUCUGGACUAGUGUAACUCAGCAAUGUAAUAAACUGACAAGAGCCCACGUUGUGUCGUCUUGCUGUCCCUCAUUUAAACCAGGCCCAGUUGUGAUGGUGUCAAGCCAGAAGCUUAAUCUACACAGACAUUACUGAUAAAAGGCCUUGGAUGUUCUAGCUGUGUUGGGGACUUAACUAAAACUUUCAGACCACCUCCUGUGUCAGAAAUUGAGGCUAAUAUCGAUAGUUUCUUGUCUUGAAUGAACUCUGACACUAAAUGACAGAAGGUAGGGAUUCGGUUUGAACUACCUUUGCAUAUCUGAAGGAAUCUCCCUUCAAAGGUAUUGGGGAUGUGGAAAUCAAACUACCCUUGCGACUGGCACUGAGGUGACCAAACCCAGACACGGCAGUAACGGGCUCAAUCUGUGGCUUACAGUUAAAGGGAGCAGUUUUAAAAUAGGAUGUCUUUGCAAAGUGCUGCUUUAGCAUCUAAUGACCCUGUGAAGCAACAGAUUUCUUGGUUUGAGUCCUGAUGUUCUGUGUAAUGUAUUUAAACACUUAUUUAAAUAAAAAUGAUUUUCAGAAA